Heterostelium album PN500 is the source of this 1287-nucleotide messenger RNA. RefSeq names its product RGS-containing protein kinase. The coding region runs from base 1 to 1287 and encodes 428 amino acids. Lineage: Eukaryota; Evosea; Eumycetozoa; Acytosteliales; Acytosteliaceae. The transcript is spliced from 5 exons. The record is from RefSeq and is a predicted model, not a curated record. Gene Ontology annotation, molecular function: protein binding; zinc ion binding.
AUGGAUAGAUUUCAAUAUACAGAAUUAGAGAAUACAGUACCUAUUGAAGUGGUCAUUGUAGAUCAAGAGAUAAUAAAGGAACUACAAUGCGGCAUUUGUCUACAGAUUAUAAAUAAACCUAGACAGUGUAAGAAUGGUCAUCUCUUUUGUAUGGAUUGCAUUCUACAGUCUCUAAAGAAGAUACAAGAGUGUCCAGAGUGUAGAUGUUCAUUGAACGUUGAGAAACUAUCAAGAUCUUUAUUUGUAGAGAGACAUCUUAGAACUUUAAGUGUAUUUUGUAAAUAUCAUUUUAAAUAUCAGAAAUCAGUUGGAUGGAUUGUAGAUGAACAGGGUUGCAAUGAGAUUAUAUCGUUGGAGAACUCUGCCAAACACGAGAAUAUAUGUGAGCACAGCUUUGAGUAUUGUAAAUUUAGUAAGGAGUGUGGUGUCAUACGAAGAAGAUUGAUGGAUGCUCACUAUGAAGAAUGUCCAUAUCGACCUGUACAAUGUCAACAUUGUAACGCUGAUUUCACGCAUAACGAGAUAACCAAUCAUUUAAAUGAAUGUGAUAUGAUUAAAAUAGAAUGUGAUAGAUGUAAUGCACCGAUGAUAAAGAAAGAAUUUGAAAAACAUAAACUGAACUUGUGUCCAAACUACCAUAUUCAAUGUCCAUUCUUUGAAUCUGGUUGUAAUGCAACUUUUGAUAGAAAAGAUCUUGAAUCACAUAUAGAGAAAUCAUUGUCACAUCAUCUUUUGUUGAUGAAAUCACAUUACACCGAUACAAUUACCAAUUUAAAGAAAGAGUUUUCAUUGUUACUUAAAGAUAAAGAUGACAAGAUAAAACAAUUGGAGAAAUCAAUGAAUGAGAAAAGUGAUUCAAGUAAGAAAGUUGAAUGGUGUGUAAAGAACUAUAGUAUUUUAAAGAAGAAAGGUUAUAUACAAUCGGAAAAGUUUACGAUCGGUGGAUUCCAGUGGUUCAUUGGAUUCUAUACGGACGGUGACUCUAACGAUAGCAAGGGUUACAUCAGUAUCUAUUUGUUUUUGGAUACCAAUCAGAUACCGAAGGGCAAGAGUCUGACACUCGAGUAUUAUUUAAAGUUUUUCAAUCAGCGCGAUCAGACACUGUCGGUCAAGAAAGACUUUAGAACGACGUUUCCAAUCAAAGGUGGUCAGGGCUGGGGUGAUAGAAAAGCAAUCAGAGCAUCGGUUCUCGAAAGCAAUGGUUUCAUCAAAGACGAUACUCUCCUGGUGAUGACCUCCAUUCUCAUUAAAAAGACAUGUUGGUCAAUUGAAGAAUCUGAUUCUUGA